This is a messenger RNA of Anthostomella pinea, 351 nucleotides long. The record is from the annotation of a GenBank genome assembly. NCBI's taxonomy places the organism in Eukaryota, Fungi, Ascomycota, Sordariomycetes, Xylariales, Xylariaceae.
AUGAUGUUCCAGCCCACCAUCUUCUUCGCCGCCAUCCUCGGCCUCGCGACCGCAGCACCCGCCCCUGCCACCGCAAGCGAGUCUACCCCCGAGCUUGUGAGCCGCGCCCCGGCCUCCGAAUUCGUGAGCUGGUCCAACGGCGAUUGCACUGGCACCGGAAUUCGCAAGAGCAUCACGGACAGUGGCUGCUACGGGCUGCCCGGCCAGAGCAUCAGCAUUCUCUCCCUUAGCCCCAACUGCGCUGUCCGAACCUGGCAGAACGACAACUGCAGUGGUGCUUGGUCCCAGCACGUCACCCUUGGUGCUUGCUUCGACAUUGGCGACAAGUUUGGCGUCUCCAUUGUCUGCUAG